AUGCCGCCAACGCCGCCAAAAUCAUCUUCCUUCCUGAAAUUCCUGGUAAAAAUUGAAACUGAAUUUACUUGUGUCUACUUUCAGCUGCCAACGAAGCAACUGCCCCGGGAUGAUGUCGCAGAGAAACCAGUUAUCCCACGAUCUGUUAAUUCGCCUCAACGACGGCACGCAACAGAGCAACAGCACUCGUUCUCCGAGCUGCACUCACUGCGAUUCGCAAGUAACCCCCUCGGAAGUGCGGCAGAGAUCGCGGCACCUCGAACGCCAACACCGCCAUCAACUGAAACGCCGCUACCCCUGCAGGAUGAACGAAAGGCGGCAGCACGAUUCGGCCUGCCAGCCAAACAGCCCAGCGAAUCCCAAGAAAACGACGAGCGCGGUGCGGCCAGGAGAAGAGAGCGACAAGGAAACACGCGGUUCAAGUAG
Molecule: messenger RNA, 426 nt
Organism: Gongylonema pulchrum
Lineage: Eukaryota; Metazoa; Nematoda; Chromadorea; Rhabditida; Gongylonematidae
Source: the annotation of a GenBank genome assembly